Molecule: messenger RNA, 3295 nt
Organism: Sitophilus oryzae (rice weevil)
Lineage: Eukaryota; Metazoa; Arthropoda; Insecta; Coleoptera; Curculionidae
Product: serine/arginine repetitive matrix protein 1-like
Exons: 8
Coding region: 273-3182 (969 amino acids)
Biological process (GO): regulation of mRNA splicing, via spliceosome; mRNA processing
Cellular component (GO): spliceosomal complex
Molecular function (GO): RNA binding
Source: RefSeq, a predicted model, not a curated record
AACGAACGCGUAGAGGGAUCGGGGCCAUCGGGGCUAACGUCAAUACGUUGCGUUUUUAGUUUAGCGCCAUUUUGUAUCACUUCUAUUACUUUUUCUUGUGAUUAAUAAUUAAUCUAGUAGGAUAAAUAUUGUUCUGAUCCGCGAAUAGAAAUGUUUUAUGUAUAGUAUAAUCUUAUGAAUUAAUUUUGCUAAUUUUGUAUUUGUAGAUCAGAGUUAAGGUACCAUUGUACCGGUACUGAAAUAAUUAUUUUUAUCUUUUGAUUUGUAUAAUAAUGUACACGGGUACUACAACAGAACAAGAUAAUCGCUUCAGCGAUAAAGAGAAGAAACUCUUGAAGCAGAUGAAGUUCAAUGACUGUUUAACUCAAAGGGUUGAUAUGACAAAAAUUAAACUUGAUGUUAUAAAGCCUUGGAUUCAAGAUAAAUUAACUGAAAUCUUGAAAAUCGAUGAUGAUGUAGUUAUCAAUUUUGUAUAUAACCAAUUAGAAGAGAAGUAUCCUGAUCCUAAGAAAAUACAGAUUAAUUUAACGGGAUUUUUGGAGAAGAAGAAUGCACGUGAAUUUAUGGCAGAAUUGUGGUCUUUACUUAUAUCUGCACAAGAAAACCCAACGGGCAUACCAGAAUCUUUAAUAAAUUUAAAGAGAGAGGAAUUGGCAAAGAAAAAGGAACAAGACGACAGAGAGCGAGAAACAAGAGAACGAGAACGUGAUCGCGAAAAGGAUAGAGACCGGGACAAGUCUGAAAAGGAAAAGAAGUAUCGUGAUCGGGACAGGUCCAGAUCUCGACGGUCAAGGUCCCGUUCGAGGGGACGUAGGAGGUCAUCGAGCAGGACGAAGAGAACCAGCAGAAGUAACGACCGAACGUCUAGAAGUAAAGAUCGUCGCUCGAAAAGCAAGGACAACGUCGUCCGGAGCAAGGAUCGAAAUUCGAGCAGUAAGGAGAGGAAGUCGAGGAGCAAGGAUUCGCGCAGUCGGGACCGCAAAUCCAGAAGUCGGGACAGUUGGGGCAACAGAGAUGGCCGCAACAGAAGAUCCGUGAGCAGGGACAGAAAGUCGAGAAGCAGAAGUAACAAUUCUAGGAGUCGGUCCAGGUCGCCGAAGAACCGCACUUCAAGGAACGGCAACGCUAGUCCUAGCGAACGCGAGAAUGGCACAGGCGAUUCGAAGCUCGAUGGAUCGAAAGCUAAUGAAGCGCCAGCAGGCCAACCAAUCUCAAAGUUGCAAGCCAAGCUGAUGUCAUUGGCGGAGCAUAACAGGUCGUCCAGGUCUCGGUCUCGUUCCAGGUCAAGGAGCCAGACAAAGUCCAGGACAUCGAGCCCAGUAUCUUUUAAAGGCAAAUCAAGGUCGCCGUCGAAGUCGAAGCCCAAAGACAAGAGGAAGUCUCGUUCCAGUUCCAGGGAUUCAAAAGACAACUUAGAACUGAAGAAGAAAGGGGACAGCGUGCAAAAGAAGCGGCACUAUAGGUCGAACAAGGACAGCAGCGACAGCGAAUCGGAAGGACGAAAGAAGCGAUCAAGGUCACGCAAGCGCAGCAGGGAUCCAAGUCCGAGGAGGAGGAGCUUAUCGCGCUCUAAGAGAUCAACAAGUAGAAAACGAAGCUUGUCGAGAAGACGUAGCAUAUCUAAGAGAAGGAGCAUCAGCCGGCGGAGAACAAGCCCAUCAAGAGGACGUAGGAGCAUUUCGCGUCGCAGGAGCCCUUCUAGACGCCGAAGUCCUCGAGGAAGGCGCAGCUAUAGUCGCAGGAGAAGCUUGAGCAGAAACAGGAGGCUGCAAAACAGCCGAGGUAGACGCAGCCCCAGAAGAAGAAGCAGAAGCAUGAGUAGACGACGCAGCCGUGAUCGGAGAAUUAGACGAAGUCGUAGUCGCAAUAGACCUUUCAGACGGUCCCCUAUUAGAAGAAGAAGUAGAUCAAGAGACAGACGGUCACGUUCGCGUAGGAGAUCCAGAGAUAGAGGAAGCAUAAGAAGAAGAAUAUCUAGAGAUAGAUCCCGUGAAAAAACACGGAAGCAUAGUCCUAGUCCCCCCAAAAGAGAGGAGCGCAAAGAAAACGAUUUAAGAAUUCGCAAAGCUUCGAGCCCGAGGAAGUUAGAAGAAAAAAAGCGCGAAGGGUCGGUUGUCGUUAAAUCUGACGAAUCUAAGAAACGCGAAUCUCAUAGAUUCGAAAUCGCUCCUGAAGAGAGGAGGGUUAUUACAAUGGUUGAAGCACAUACUGUUGUAGAACUCAAGAGCAAAGAUAUUGAACGUAAGAAAUCAAAGUCUAGAAGUGUUAGUCCACAGAAAAAUUAUCCUAUACCUCCAUAUGGUCCACCGCGAUACUCUAGAAGUCUUUCUAGAACACCCUCGCCAUUUAUUAAAGCAAAUGAAUUUCCGCCAAAAGGUAAAUUGAAUGUUAUUAAUGAAGAUAAAAGAAAAGUUCAGAAAGAAAAAUCUGAAAUCAAACCUAAAAAAAUAGUUAAAAAGAUAUCAAGAUCAGAAUCAGAAUCUAAUUCAAGUGAGUCAGAAAGCGAACGAGAAAAGGAGAAGAAACGUAAGCUUAAAAAGAGAAAAACCAAAAAACGUGAUUCAAGCUCUAGUGAUAGCGAUGAUGACGAUACUUCUUCAAAAAGUAAAAGGGGACGAACCAGCAGUACGGAGGUAGUAACUAAGAUCAAAAAAAUUAAAGAAAAAAAGAAGGAACGUGACAGUAGCGAUGACAGGAAAGCAAAGAAGCGUCGCCAAAGCUCGGAGUCUGAGGAAGAGAAAAAAACAAAAAGGAAACGUUCAGUCAGCCCGGAAAAAGCGCGAAAAUCGAAGAGAAAUGAUUCGAGCGAUAGUGAUGUUCCUAAAAAACCUAAGAAGAAAAAAGAGAGCUCAGAUGAAUCGGAAAAAGAAAAACCUCAAAAGAAAAAGAAGGAGUCAUCGUCUGACAGUGACGAAGAAACUGUCAAAAAGAAAAAGCAUAGGAAGAAAAAUAAAUCUGAUAGUGAUUCAGAGGAUGAAGUGGAGGCGAAACGACGAAAGAAGGACAAGAAACACAAGAAAAAGAAGAAGCAUUCGAAGAAGCACAAGAAACAUAAGAAGAAGAAGGUCGAGACCGAGGAUUCUGAAAGUGACGGGGACGUAGUUGUAGAAGAAGAAAAAAAGUUAAGAGAAAAGGCUCUAAAGUCGAUGAAGAGACAAAAUUCUAGUGAUAAAUCUGAUUAAAUAGUAAUGUAUGAUUUUUUAAGUGGUUUAUUAAAAUAUCGAUGAGAUAAAAAUGUCACUGUGUUUUCAGUUAGAUUUGUGGUGUCAUAAAAUAUACAUAGUGGAAAACGCCA